UUUAAUUAUUAUUUGGUUUUAUUUUCUGUUGUUUUUAGUUUAAUUUAGUUCAAUUCUCAACUCCAUACAAAUUGCCAUAAAAGAAUAAUGUUAUUGCAUGUGUUGCUUAUUCCCCUUUGUUUUGAUGAAAAUCAUAUGACUAAUUAAUUGAUCUUUGUUCAAUGAGAACUGCUUAGUAAAGUAACUGUAAGUUUCAACUUGUAGGAACUCUAAUUAAAUUCAGGCAAAAGUUCCUUCAUUUCUACUUAAAAUAAUGUCCACAAGGUCAUCUGUAAAUUCGAUACAUAGCAAACAAGGAGAUAAAUCACAGGAUGAAAAACUACUCCAACCCUUUACUUACAUUACACAAACACCCGGUAAAAACAUUAGAUCAAAGCUUGCCAGGGCUUUUAACUACUGGCUAAACAUAUCCGAAGAUAAAUUAGAGCGAAUCGAGGAAAUAAUUCAAAUGUUGCAUAACGCCAGCCUUUUAUCUUUUAGAAUUGACGACAUACAGGAUAAUUCGAUUUUAAGACGAGGGAUACCGGUGGCACACAGCAUUUACGGAAUAGCUAGCACCAUUAAUGCUGCCAAUUAUGUGAUAUUUAUAGCGCUAGAAAAGGUGCUGGAAUUGAAUCAUCCCGAGGCGACCAAAGUGUAUACUGAGCAAUUAUUAAACUUACACCGAGGACAAGGGAUGGAAUUGUACUGGCGAGAUAACUUUGUUUGCCCUAGCGAAGAGGAAUACGAACAGAUGACCAUUCGCAAGACUGGUGGAUUGUUCAUGCUCGCUAUCCGUUUAAUGCAAUUGUUCAGCGAAAAUAAAGAGGAUUUCACACGACUAACCGAAAUUUUGGGUUUAUCAUUUCAAAUUCUAGACGAUUAUCAAAAUUUACAUUCUAAAACCUAUUUUAGGCAUAAAAGUUACUGCGAGGAUUUGACUGAAGGUAAAUUUAGUUUCCCAAUUGUCCACGGCAUCCAGAGCAAUCCAAAUGAUGGACAAAUAAUACAUAUUCUUAGACAACGGACGAAAGACAACGAAGUAAAGAAAUACUGCGUUUCAUUGUUAGAAAAAUUUGGAAGUUUCGAGUAUACAAGACAAAAAUUAGUCAAGCUACGUGAAGAAGCAGUUCUCGAAGUAGCGAAGCUCGGUGGUAACCCGGUGAUGGAUCAAGUGAUUGAAAAUUUCUUUAAAGUGAUAAAUGACGACAACGUUCCAUAAUUAUUGUACUUCAAAAUUAUAUAGCAAAUAAACUUAAGUACUACUGAGAA
Molecule: messenger RNA, 1251 nt
Organism: Photinus pyralis (common eastern firefly)
Lineage: Eukaryota; Metazoa; Arthropoda; Insecta; Coleoptera; Lampyridae
Product: geranylgeranyl pyrophosphate synthase-like
Exons: 7
Coding region: 254-1201 (315 amino acids)
Biological process (GO): isoprenoid biosynthetic process
Molecular function (GO): prenyltransferase activity
Source: RefSeq, a predicted model, not a curated record